Molecule: messenger RNA, 1510 nt
Organism: Chara braunii
Lineage: Eukaryota; Viridiplantae; Streptophyta; Charophyceae; Charales; Characeae
Source: the annotation of a GenBank genome assembly
UCUUCCACCCGUAUUUCUCAUACAGCGGGAUUCCCCCGAUGCGCGGUGUUGAGCAUUCUAUCCAGCUCGUGACUGACUAUCGUGUUCACCAUCAGGCACCGUACCGACUUUCGAUUCCAGAGGCGACGGAACUCAAGCGUCAGCUUGAGGAGCUCCUUCGACUGGGUUUCAUUAAACCGAGUAACUCCCCUUGGGGUGCACUUGUCCUCUUUGCUCGCAAAGCGGACGGAACACUCCGCAUCUACAUCGACUAUCGCGGCCUUAACCGUUACACGGUUAAGAACAGCUAUCCCAUGCCCCGCGCGGAUAAACUGUUUGACCGUCUGGUAGAUAACCGCUUCUUCACGAAGAUCGAUUUUCGUAGCGGUUACCACCAGAUCCACGUUGUCGCAGAGGACCAGCCGAAGACCGCCUUCCAGUCGCAUUUCGGCCAUUACGAGUUCACGGUGAUGCCAUUCGGCCUCACCAAUGCACUCGCCACCUUCCAGACGGCGACGAACGAUAUCUUCAGGGACAUCCUUGACGAAUACGUUCUCGUAUACCUGGACGACAUCUUGGUYUACAGUYGUACCUUAGAAGACCAUAUCAGACACCUCCGCGAUGUCCUACAAUGCUUACGCAAGCAUGACUUCUAUGCCAAGCUCAGUAAUUUCACCACUCAGCCCAUCAAGGGUGAAACGAACGGCGUCGCCGAUGCCUUGUCCCACCAUCCUGAUCACAAUCAGGAACCCAUCCAUCUUGCUGCCAUCUCCAUCACCACUGUUGAUCAGUCGGUGAUCGACGGAUAUCGCACCCAGUACCGUCACUGCCCGGAUUAUCGCGUCAUCCACGCGACCCUGCGGAGUGGCAAGACCGUUCCCUCAUACUCCCUCGGUGAGAACGGUCUCGUGUACUGGCAUGGCAGAUCUGGUAAGCUAGAACCACGUAUCUGCGUUUCCUCCACCGGACAACUCCGUGUCCAGGCUGUAGCAGAGUUCCAUGACCAGGCAGGUGCCGGUCAUAUGGGCUUCCACAAGACGUUGGCUCGUGUUUGCCGCCUAUACGUCUGGCCGAAGUCUAAGGACAUCAUCAAAGCCGACAUCCAGGAGUGUGCUACCUGCCAGGAGGUGAACAUUGCGAACCACCUUCCGUAUGGGUUAUUUCAGUUCCUACCCAUACCUGAGGGUCGUUGGCAGUCCAUCUCGAUGGAUUUCAUUGGUCCCCUCCGCCCACCCACUGAGCACGGUCAUGAUGCUAUCUUGGUCGUCGUCGAUGGCUUCACGAAGCGUGCACGUUUCAUCUCGUGCCGCUAUCGUAUUAGCGCUUGUGAGGUCGCCAACAUCAUCUUCGACCGAGUUGUGAGAGAUCACGGCUUACCUCAGAGCAUCAUAUCCGAUCGUGACCCGCGCUUUACCAUUACAUUCUGGCGACGCCUACACGAGGUGUACGGAUCCCUGCUCUGCUUCUCAUCGUCUUACCACUCUUAGACGGAUGGUCAGACUGAGGUCACCAAUAAAACUCUCGGUAAUAU